UUCAAUAAGGUAAGUCGAUUUCAUCCAGUCCAAAAACAUUUUCGUUACUCAAUAACAGUCUGAUUAUGGGCAUCAAAAAUACAUAUUCGCUUCUUCAAAGUAAUAGUACUCAGGUUCUUGAACUUUCACAAUAAUUAUCAUUGUACUUAGAACAGUCUUUUUGUACCAAGUAUCACACAUCUGAAGAAGAAGCUCACCUACCGGCAUAUAAAUAUGACACUUGUCCAAAAGAUCUGUAUAUUACUUUCCAAAUGUUGAGAACCAUCGAACGAAAACAUAUGCAAAUAUCAAAAUGAAACUGAUCAUCGCCUUUGCUGUUCUCAUUGUCUCUAUCAGCGCUGCUUCUGAUCAGGAGUUAUGGGCUGAUUUCAAGAAAACUCACGGAAAAACCUACAAGAGCCUGAAAGAAGAAAAACUUCGCUACAACAUCUUCCAAGACACCGUUCGUCAAAUCGCUGAACACAAUGUCAAAUACGAAAAUGGCGAGUCCACCUACUACCUAGCCAUCAACAAAUUCUCCGACAUCACAGAUGAAGAGUUCAGAGCGAUGAUGAUGGAAAACGUGGCAUCGAGGCCUAGUUUGGAGGGUGUGGAACAAGCCAAUUUGACAGUCGGAGCUGCCCCUGAAUCCAUCGACUGGAGGUCAAAGGGAGCUGUUCUUCCUGUUAGAGCUCAAGGACAUUGUGGAGGUUGCUGGGCAUUCAGUGCCGUAGCCUCCGUCGAAGGCCAAGCAGCAAUCAAAAGUGGUUCUCAGAUACCCCUGAGUGUCCAACAACUGAUCGACUGCUCAACCAGCUACGGCAACCACGGUUGUAAUGGCGGUCUCACGAUCAGUGGAUUUAAAUACAUUCAAUAUAAUGGUCUAGAGAGCGAGGCUGAUUACCCGUUUAGAGGAGUCGACACCACUUGCAAAGCUAACGGUUACGGAAGAAGCGUUGUCAAAUUGACUGGGUACAAGCAGGUCGAAGCUUCAGAGCUAAGCUUGAAAGAGGCUGUUGGUACUAUUGGACCGAUCUCGAUUACUGUCUACGCUACGCUGUGGAAAUCAUACGGUGGUGGAAUUUUCAACAAUGAGUUGUGCUUGGGCGAUACCCUCAACCAUGGUGUGACUGCUGUAGGUUAUGGAGUGGAAAACGGAGAAAAAUUCUGGACCAUCAAGAACUCCUGGGGAGCUGAAUGGGGAGAAUCCGGUUAUAUCCGACUCAUCCGUGACACGAAUCACAGCUGUGGUGUAGAGCAGAUGGCCAGCUAUCCCAUUGUUGCAUAA
Phaedon cochleariae (mustard beetle) is the source of this 1267-nucleotide messenger RNA. NCBI's taxonomy places the organism in Eukaryota, Metazoa, Arthropoda, Insecta, Coleoptera, Chrysomelidae. The record is from the annotation of a GenBank genome assembly.